Molecule: messenger RNA, 6849 nt
Organism: Xenopus laevis (African clawed frog)
Lineage: Eukaryota; Metazoa; Chordata; Amphibia; Anura; Pipidae
Gene: bcorl1.L
Product: BCL6 corepressor like 1 L homeolog
Exons: 14
Coding region: 772-5496 (1574 amino acids)
Biological process (GO): negative regulation of transcription by RNA polymerase II
Cellular component (GO): nucleus
Molecular function (GO): transcription corepressor activity
Source: RefSeq, a predicted model, not a curated record
CUGGGGGCCAGAAGCCAUUUUAUUGGCACCUAAUCCCACGCUGUCUUUCUGCGACUGCCAAUGUCUCGCUGUCACACACACACUCUAAAGGGUUCCGGAUGGCAGUGCGAGGCACAGGGCUGGGGGUGGGGUCACUUUGCUAUUCAUGUCGGUGGGUAUCGGUGCAGUUUGCGAUAGUGUACCCCAAUGUGUGUGCGGCUCGUGUAACAUCAGUGCAGUUAUUGGCUCUUCAGAGCAGAGCUUUCAGGCUUUAUAAGCGGCAGCAUUAGUUUCGCGGGCAGGCGGAGUAGUUUCGUUGUCGGGAUGUGCAGUUGCGCUGUAUGUAUAUAGUGUGUCACACAGAGAUGCCCUGUCCUUCGCCUCCUCCUCCCUCCCUGUGUCUCCCUGGGAUGGAUAUGUAUGUGUGUGUGUGCGCUUCUCUUCCCCCCCCCCGGCCUGGCACGUCGGGAGUUGUAGUUCCCCUUUGGACUCGCCCCCAUUGGCGACAGUGGUGGGCGGCGCGGUGCCCGGACUACACUUCCCGUCACGCCCCGCGCGGCCUGGCUCGCUGCUCUCGCUCGCUGGCUGCCAGUGUCUCCGCCGAACCUUCUUCUCGUCCGGGCGCACGGAUAGGAGCGGGCACCGAGCUUUCUCUGACGCAGCUGACGGUGGCCCCAGCCCUUUGCGUCUGGAGUUGGAUCCCGAAACAGGUAAAUCUCCUAUAGGACUGAGAAGACACAGCCAGAAGAUCUGUGGUCACCUUCCAUAGCUCCUAGGGCGUGAGCGCCUGCCAUGCUAUCGGCCGCCCCGCUUUACAGCGGUGUGCACAACUGGACCAGUGUGGACCGUGUGCGCAUGUGCGGAAUUAACGAGGACAGGAGAACAUCACUAUCUGAUGAGAAGUCUAAAACCAGCAGUUCCCAGCACCGGGGGUCUGAAGAUCUUUGUGUAAACAGCUUCUUAUCCAAGGUGGAGUUCACGUCAGGAGCCAAACAAAGUGAUGCUCUGAUGCUUCAGGAAGAUGGGGGUGCGGUGGUGGAAACUGGGCAGAGACUAGAGGAGAAGCCCCCAGAUCCCAUAUUAACAUCAGAAGACACAGUGGUACCCAAGGUCCAUGAUAAUACUUUGUCAUCAGACAGCAAGCAAGUUACCAACAUGUUGGAUAUCUCAAUCCAAGCAACAUCAACUCCAGACAGUAAAAGAACAGAGUCUGCCAGGGCUCCUGUUCCAGAGAAACCUUUUUUGCCUGCUGAUGCAGAUCAUUCUGGGAUGCAAAAAAAUGUUCUGGCUGCUGGCUUACAAUCAGUAGGUCAGCAAAUGGAGGCUUCACACACUGUUGUCUCUUCAAGUUUUGGCACUCUGACUCCUUUUGCUAUGAGUAGAAUAUGUUUCUCUACCACUCAGGUCCCUAAUGUGCAGAAACUUCCACUAUCCUUUCCACCAGGAGCAGUCCUAUCCCCAAGCCAACCCUUGGUUUACAUCCCCCCUCCAAACUGUGGGCAACCUCUUGGUGUAGCUACUUUACCAACUACAUUUGGAGUAACACCAACAUUGACUCUUCCCUUGCUGCCACCCUGCCUGCAGGAAAGAUGCCUACCUAGCAUUAUAGCACCCACAGAACUGCAUGCACAUGCUUUUACGUCUCCUUUGGGGAGGCCAUUAACCACUGAUCCAAAAGUAACUUCAACAAAGUUAAAUAAGUCAGCCAGCACAACAGCUUCCAUUUCUGCCACUGACCGCCAUAGCGUUACAACAGCUGUGGACGGUUCACCCAUCUGCACUGAUCCUACAUCUACAUCAAUAUCAACUCUACAAACGUUAUCUUCCCAUUCCCCCCACCCACUGGUAAGUGUAAGCCCUGUUACCCUUGCCCCUUACAACAGAACAUCAACUACACUUGAACAGCAAAAUGAUAGUGUGUCUUCAUCCAUUUCCCCCUUGAAAUCCCCCCCACAGCUUGAGAGGGAGAUCAUUUCCCCACAGGACACUUGUGAAAUGCCUUUAGAUUUGUCAUCUAAAUCACACCGUCAUAAACAUACCCCUACAAACCAACGAAAAACUCCACCUAUGCCAGUGUUAACUCCAGUACACACCAGUGGUAAAGCAUCAUUAACCACUGUUUUGUCCAGGUCAGACUGUAACACUCAGCGUCCCACUCCAAACAGCUUUACCAGCAGCAGUGUUAACCAGAGUCUCCGUGCAGCUCCCCCUUUAGUCAUGUUUCCAGAUUUCUUGAGAAAUGGGGACCCUGGAUCCUCACAAUUAUUGGGAGCUACAGGGGCUUGGAUCAAAAACUCAGCUGCUCUUAUAAGCACUAUACCUGGUACAUACGUAGGGGUGGCCAACCCAGUGCCUGCCUCUGUGUUGCUGAACAAAGACUCUAACAUGAGCCUUAGCACAGACUCCCGACAUAUGGCCAAACAGGAGCCAAUCUCAAUCAUUGACCAGGGAGAGCCAAAGAACUCAGGGCCAUGUGGCAUGAAAGCUAACCAGAACAGUGUUGAUGGACAGCAGUCCACAACAAAGAGAUACCCUCAUGGACAUGUUACAUCUGUGACCUCCUUAUGUCCUUCCAAGGACUGGACCUUGGGACAUGGGGGUAUUCACCCAAAGUUUCCCUUAAAUGGGAAGCCCACCAAUGCUCAGGUUAUGCCAGUCAGUUGGUCUCCAUACCAUCAAACUUCAUUACUUUCAAUUGGUGUAUCAACCACAGGAACAAUUAAUGCAAAUCAAGGUGCUACUCACAGACUUCCCAUUUCAGAGUACACUUUAUUCCCUAGCAUUCUUCCAGCUGACACCAAUGUAACUCUUCAAACAACUAGCAAUGAAAACCAUUCUGAUACAAAGCAGAUAAAUACUGGAGCCACUGCCCCAGAACAUGAGAAAUUUGCAAGGCGGAUAGCAUGUGAAGCUUUCUCCAAGCCUCGUACAUCGAAUGCCAAGAAAACACUUGCACCAAAACCAGCAGCAGGGAACUCUGUUCUACUUCUUCAGCCAACUGCAACUAAGAGAACUGAUACCACUGAUAAUUUACAAGGAGCAAAUAGCAGCAUUACUUUAAAAAAGGUUUCUGACAAACAGAACUGCAAGGAUGAAAAGAUACACCCUAAGCUGAACCAUAAUAGAAAACCUUUCGGAGAAACUAAGCCGAAAAAUAAAGUGUUGGCUACUUAUAUGACUCAUGACAAACCAGUUACUCAGCAAAAAGACUCUCUUUCAUUAAUUGAUCAAGGCUGUAGUAAGGGUACUUCAGGGGCAGACGUUUCACAUUAUCAACAGUCACCUGCUAAGCAGAGCCGCAAGAGAGGACAUAAAGUAGAAACUCUUCAGUCUGUCCAGGAAGUAGACUUGAGUAAAGUUAAAAUUGAAAGAGUGGAUGAUGACGAGAACUUUGGUCAUAUUUCUACUUGUAAUAACCUUUCCUGGUCACCUGUGGACAUACCAGCCAUAACCAAAGUCAAAACACGAAUUAAGAAAGAGCCUGGUUUACGGUGCCAUUCCAAGCGCUUGGAAGAGUUGACACCAUCCAAGCCAAACCAACAGAAGUCCAAACACAAAGUAAAACAAAAGGAAGAAGAGAUUAACAAGACUGGACAAGAUACUCCCAAAAGGAAGUGGAAAAGGAAAUCUCCAACAACACAGGCAGCAGCUGAGAAAAAAGAUAUCAAGAAACCAGGUUCUGAGAAAGAGAAGACGGGUAUCCGGCCAAAGAGACGCAGAAGGAAGCACAUAAAGAGUGAGCCCUUGGAUCCAGAGCUUGAUGGAGCAAUAAAUGAGAAGAAGUCCAAGAACAGUUUCAGAGACUUUAUUCCCGUGGUCUUAAAAAGCAGAACCCGCAGCCAGACAGGGUACAGUGGUUCGUCAGAUGUUGCCAGCUCCUUUGCAGACUCCUAUGCAGUAGUGCAGGAAGAGGAGCAUGAUGUGCCUUGCAAGAGACGAAAGCUGAGAAAGAUUCAGAAAACAUGCCGACACAGCAGAUUUACGGCUGUCAAAGAAGAACCUCAGUUGGAACCCAUCACUCCUGUUUUACGGGGCUCCUGGGAUGUGACCAACAGAGUGUCAGAUGCAGGAAAAGCAUGGCCAUUAUUAGAUAAGGAUGAAGAGGCUGAUGAAGACGGUCCAUUUCGGAGGAGAAAGAGAAGGCGUCAGAAAAAUCGGAAAUAUCAGAAUGGGGAGUACCUCACAGAGAAGCAGGAAGAAGAAGUGUCUCACUGCUACAGAAGGCGGAAAGUCAGAACAGAUUUACAUAAAAGGAAGCACUCGCCGUCUGACAAACCAAUCAAAACAUUUAGAAACAAGCUGGUUUCGUCUUCUCGAGAAUCCCCGAAACAAAGUAAUGCAAGAAAUUGUUCUCACAACGGAAACCCUGAAGAAUCUCCAACUCCACAAAAAGAGAAACCAUCUGGAAAACGCAAAUGCAAAACCAAGCAUAUUGGGGGCAGUUUAGAUGCGGAAGUGAAGGGAAAGACCAGGCGGAAUAGCCAGUCCCCCAAGAGCUCUCCAUUGAAAUCCCCAUCUUCCAGGAAGAGCAGAGAUCCAGAUACACCUUGCCGAUCUCGUCGCACCAGCACACUUGGCUCCUCAGACACACCUAGUGCCCAGCACAUCCCUCCUGAGGCUCGAAGACUGAUUGUUAACAAAAAUGCUGGGGAAACCCUACUACAGAGGGCAGCCCGUCUUGGCUACAAAGAUGUUGUGUUAUACUGCUUGCAGCGAGAUCUGGGAGACAUAAACCAUCGGGAUAAUGCUGGUUAUACAGCAUUGCAUGAAGCUUGCGCUCGAGGGUGGACCGAUAUUUUACAACUCCUUCUAGAUAAUGGAGCCAAUGUCAAUUGUAGUGCACAGGAUGGCACCAGACCUAUUCAUGAUGCAGUUGUAAAUGAUAACUUGGAAACUGUGUGGCUUCUGUUGUCAUACGGCGCUGAUCCCACACUGGCCACAUACUCUGGACAAACGCCUAUGAAGCUUGCCAGUAGUAAAAUCAUGAGGAAAUUUCUAAGCAAUUAUCUUGGUGAUCUCCGAGGACAUUCUGAUGGAGACCCCAAUGCAUCAUGGGACUUCUACAGCAGCUCUAUUUUGGGUGGGAAGGAUGAAGUUGGCCAUGACAUUGUUCUCGAUACUUCUUAUAUCUCCGAGGAGGAUGAGGAGCAGGAGGAAGACAAAGAUCUAGAGGACAACUUCUUGUUUGAGUUUUCCGAUAAACCACUGCUCUACUGCUACAAUCUUCAUGUGUCUCUCACUAGUGGGCCGAGUAACUGGUUCCUCUUUUCUGAUGUGCUGAAGCAUCUAAAACUUUCCUCUCGGAUAUUCCAAGCAAGGCACCCGCACUUUGAAGUUGCCAGCAUGCAAAAGAAAGAAUUCACCAAGCAGGUGCUCACAAGCCAGCUUUUGACACCUACAGAAGGUUUAGACUUGUGGCCACAGGACAUGGGGGACAUUGUAGAGCUGGUGAAAUAUGAGCCAGAGCUGCUUCGACUUUUGGGCUCAGCUGUAGAAUUCCAGGGUGUUAGCAGCUGACAAGUAAACGGCACUUGUGUGUAGGACCUGCAACAGAGGCAAUAAACUGACCAAGAAAAGGCGGCCUUAGCAAUGCCAGCACUGCUGAAUGGAUUUCAUGGUUUUAUCAUUUCUUUCCAUUCUGGUUUUUUUAAUGUGGAUCUUUUCUAUCUUUGGAAGAUGUCUGGAAGUAUCUGGUCACGGAAAACCACAAUUAGUUCUCCCUACAUGUAAUAGAGAUGAGUUAUUAUUUUGCUGCUGGUGACCACUUGUCAUUCUCACUAGUUGCUGAGGUGAAGAUAUUCUAAUGAAUUGUGGUAAACUGAAUAUUUGAAGGAAAUCGCGAUUUACCCUCUUCCCCCCCCCCCCAUCACAUUUCUUUGUCCUCCUUAAUGAUCCUGUUAAGAAUGUCGAGUGAAAGUCUUUGUGAUCUCUUUCCUGUCUUUGUGAUCCAUUUCUGUCCUUUUUGUGACUGGUUUCACUCAGUCUUCAUUUGUGGCCGUUUUUGUUGUUAUAAGGUUUUACGGGGAAAAAAUAAAAAGUACAUGAAGCACCAGUUCAUAUUUGAAACAACAUGGGUUGAUUCGUCAAUCCAUUAAGAAUUUGGAACAGGAAGACAAUCAUGGUUCUUUGAAGAACCUUCAGAUAAAUGAGAACCAGAAGGCCACUGAACUGAACUUCAUAAGGUCUCCUUAGCUCACUCUUUAUCUCCUAAUGAGAAGCUCUUUCAAGAAAUGAAAUGAGUGACGUUUGCUGUCACUGAAGCCAGGCCAAAGCAACAGAACUUCUAGAAACGUGGUUUGUGGCCUAGAAGACUCCACUCUGCAGAUAUAAACCCAAGUUUUUGUGUGCCCUCCUACUGAUAACAUUCAAAUCAAUUAAUGAUUUGGCUGUUUGCUUGGGUUUCCAAGGACAGCCUGAGCCAGCAACGUAACUGCAGAAUCUUGAAUAUGUGCAUCGAUGAUGCAGAUAUAAUAUGGUCAGGCCUUGCCUACACCACUCGAUUAUGCUUCUGCCCUGCUUUCUUCAGUGGACACGGCAAAUCCAUAAGCAGCAUGGCUAGAGACUGGGGAGAAGGAAAGUGUGUGAAUGUGCUCAGGGCUCUUCUUCCCACCUAAUCCAAUGCUUCUUACUUUUUAUAGUAAAUGCUAAUUUUAAAGCAGUUUGGAGUGAAAGGAACUUGCGCGACUGUCCGCUUCCACCAAGGAAAGGAAAUGACAGUGCCCUUUUCACAGGGCUGGCCGUGUGUUGUUCCACGUUAUAUACGCGGCACUUUAACUUCUUUUGAACUGAGAGUUUUCUUUUUCUUUUUAUUGUAAAUGGUACAGUUUUAUUGUACGGGUGCUAAAAAAAUACAAAAAAUAUUAAUUUCAA